Messenger RNA from Girardinichthys multiradiatus, 1835 nucleotides. RefSeq names its product protein SET. Bases 225 to 1043 code for a protein of 272 amino acids. The transcript has 8 exons. NCBI's taxonomy places the organism in Eukaryota, Metazoa, Chordata, Actinopteri, Cyprinodontiformes, Goodeidae. The record is from RefSeq and is a predicted model, not a curated record. Gene Ontology annotation, molecular function: chromatin binding; histone binding. Gene Ontology annotation, biological process: nucleosome assembly. Gene Ontology annotation, cellular component: nucleus; chromatin.
CUCCUCCGCUCCAUUCGGCGCGGCGCGUUCGUAAUGAAAGGCUGCCUGUGACUUCCUCGCUCUUCGGCAGCUACAUUGUGUGGAAAGCAGCAGCACGUUGUUGGCUUCUCCACGCUGAACUUCACAGCGAAUUAACGCUCUCCUGUUCAAGGAGAUUUAGAUCCACCAUCCUUUUUCCCCCUCAGACGUCUUUAGGUUUCUCUCGACGUGCGAAAAGAAAGAAAAUGUCUGCCUCGGCGGCGAAAGUGAGUAAAAAGGAGCUGAACUCGAACCAUGACGGAGCGGACGAGACCUCCGAGAAAGAGCAACAGGAAGCUAUUGAACACAUCGAUGAAGUUCAAAAUGAAAUUGACAGGUUGAAUGAGCAGGCCAGUGAGGAGAUCCUGAAAGUAGAACAGAAAUACAACAAACUCCGUCAGCCGUUCUUUCAGAAGAGGUCAGAGCUGAUCGCCAAAAUCCCCAAUUUCUGGGUCACCACGUUUGUCAACCAUCCACAAGUAUCUGCUCUACUGGGAGAGGAGGAUGAAGAAGCACUUCACUACCUGAGCCGAGUGGAGGUGACAGAGUUUGAAGACAUCAAGUCAGGCUACAGAAUAGAUUUUUAUUUUGAUGAAAAUCCGUACUUCGAAAACAAAGUACUUUCCAAAGAGUUCCAUCUGAAUGAGAGCGGAGACCCAUCUUCAAAGUCAACGGAAAUCAAAUGGAAAUCAGGAAAGGAUCUCACCAAGCGGUCCAGUCAGACACAGAACAAAGCUGGAAGGAAGAGGCAACAUGAAGAACCUGAGAGCUUCUUCACUUGGUUCACUGAUCAUGCAGAUGCUGGUGCUGACGAGCUCGGGGAGGUCAUCAAAGACGAUAUUUGGCCAAACCCACUACAGUACUACUUGGUUCCUGACAUGGAUGAUGAAGAGGGUGAAGGUGAGGAGGACGAAGAGGAUGAGGAGGGUCUGGAGGACAUAGAUGAGGAGGGAGAUGAAGAUGGAGAAGAUGAUGAAGAGGAUGAAGGGGAAGAAGGAGAGGAGGAUGAAGGAGAAGACGACUAAAAACUAUCACCUGCAAGACCCUUCCCUGUUAAUUUUCCACUCAUGUUUGGGAGCAAAUGUUUUUUUUUUUUUUUUUUUAAGUUUUUUUUUUGUUUGUUUUUUACUUUUGUCCAUAUGUGCUUCACUUUCCAUUCUGAAGCCUCUUCACCUGCUGAUGCCAUGUUAUGUUCUCCUUCAACUCCUCUAAGGCCAAUGGCACUUUGCCCUGAAUUGUGAGUACCAUCCCUGAAGACAUCUCAAAAUAAUAAUAAAAAAUAGAAUCAGCACAGCAUCCUCAGUAGAAUGAAGACAUGUCAGAGUUCCUCCUGUCUAAGGUUGUGGUAAAUCAACUGAAGCCAUGGUGUAGUGACCUAGUGCUAGCAGACCUUUCAAUAUAAUUUUUUUUCUACGAGGGACAAGGUGCCCUUUAAAGUAUUUUUAUUUGUUGUCCCCCCCGUGUGGUUAUCGAGUACCAGCUCAUUCCUUUGACUUGUAAUGUUUGGGGUUGGGGGGUGGGGGUAAGCUGGGGAGGGGCAGGAGUGUAUCGGUUAUUGGGGAGAUCGGUUAUUUUGACACCAUUUCUAUGGGACUUUUUUUUUUUUUUUUUCAUUGUAUUGUUUUACAGAUAUCCACAAGAUUUGAAAUGACAUUUUUAAUAAAGAAUAAAACUGAAAAAAACUUGUAAAUUUUGGCCCCUUCUGCUGCUUGAAUGUUUUAACAGACAUGUUUUCUCAGAAUUUACACUUAAAAAAUGUGUUUCAAAUUUAAGGUGUAAAACUUGCUUUCGUUACAAUAAUAAAACUGAACUGUGUA